AUGAGGAUUCGAACCUGCGUCCGCGAGCAGGUGACAGGGAGGAACCUGGUGACAGACAGGAACCUGGUGACAGGCAGGAACCUGGUGACAGGGAGGAACCAGGUGACAGGGAGGAACCAGGUGACAGGGAGGGACCUGGUGACAGACAGGAACCUGGUGACAGGGAGGGACCUGGUGACAGGGAGGAACCUGGUGACAGGCAGGAACCUGGUGACAGGCAGGAACCUGGUGACAGACAGGAACCUGGUGACAGGCAGGAAACUGGUGACAGACAGGAACCUGGUGACAGGGAGGGACCUGGUGACAGGCAGGAACCUGGUGACAGGGAGGGACCUGGUGACAGAUAGGAAGCUGGUGACAGACAGGAACCUGGUGACAGACAGGAACCUGGUGACAGAUAGGAAGCUGGUGACAGACAGGAACCUGGUGACAGACAGGAACCUGGUGACAUAUAGGAAGCUGGUGACAGACAGGAACCUGGUGACAGAUAGGAAGCUGGUGACAGACAGGAACCUGGUGACAGACAGGAACCUGGUGACAGACAGGAACCUGGUGACAGACAGGAACCUGGUGACAGACAGGAACCUGGUGACAGACAGGAACCUGGUGACAGACAGGAACCUGGUGACAGGCAGGAAACUGGUGACAGACAGGAACCUGGUGACAGGGAGGGACCUGGUGACAGACAGGAACCUGGUGACAGACAGGAACCUGGUGACAGACAGGAACCUGGUGACAGGCAGGAACCUGGUGACAGACAGGAACCUGGUGACAGACAGGAACCUGGUGACAGACAGGAACCUGGUGACAGACAGGAACCUGGUGACAGACAGGAACCUGGUGACAGACAGGAACCUGGUGACAGACAGGAACCUGGUGACAGAUAGGAAGCUGGUGACAGACAGGAACCUGGUGACAGACAGGAACCUGGUGACAUAUAGGAAGCUGGUGACAGACAGGAACCUGGUGACAGAUAGGAAGCUGGUGACAGACAGGAACCUGGUGACAGACAGGAACCUGGUGACAGGGAGGAACCUGGUGACAGAUAGGAACCUGGUGACAGGCAGGAAUCUGGUGACAGACAGGAACCUGGUGACAGACAGGAACCUGGUGACAGAUAGGAAGCUGGUGACAGACAGGAACCUGGUGACAGACAGGAACCUGGUGACAGAUAGGAACCUGGUGACAGACAGGAACCUGGUGACAGAUAGGAACCUGGUGACAGGCAGGAACCUGGUGACAGACAGGAACCUGGUGACAGACAGGAACCUGGUGACAGACAGGAACCUGGUGACAGACAGGAACCUGGUGACAGACAGGAACCUGGUGACAGACAGGAACCUGGUGACAGACAGGAACCUGGUGACAGACAGGAACCUGGUGACAGACAGGAACCUGGUGACAGACAGGAACCUGGUGACAGACAGGAACCUGGUGACAGACAGGAACCUGGUGACAGACAGGAACCUGGUGACAGACAGGAAGCUGGUGACAGACAGGAACCUGGUGACAGACAGGAACCUGGUGACAGACAGGAACCUGGUGACAGACAGGAACCUGGUGACAGACAGGAACCUGGUGACAGACAGGAACUUGGUGACAGACAGGAACUUGGUGACAGACAGGAACCUGGUGACAGACAGGAACCUGGUGAAACGAAAAUCAAGUAAAUGGGAUAAACUUAAACAAGAAAAUGGGAAGUUUGAGAUAGACACUCGUGACUGGAGUAGACAGAUCCACUGGAGCUCUGAGAGAGACUCGAACCCCCGCAACCAGGACCAUGCCGGCCGCAAAUGGCUACAGUAG
Molecule: messenger RNA, 1806 nt
Organism: Procambarus clarkii (red swamp crayfish)
Lineage: Eukaryota; Metazoa; Arthropoda; Malacostraca; Decapoda; Cambaridae
Source: RefSeq, a predicted model, not a curated record